AUGGGGGGUCCAAACCAAAUUCGCGAAGCUUUCGGCAUUGCUAAGAACUUUCUGACCCCAGUCCUCGAUCGAGAGGAAAUACAAAAGACCCAAGGUAAAUCUUUGCUGCAGAUCCUCAGUGAAACCUCUGGGGAGAAUGAGGGUUCUAGUGACGAUGCCGCCAGACCAACGGUGAUCAAUCGGGCUUUGGAUAUAUUAACCAGUCUUCACAAAUCCUUUGUUUUGCCUGCGGAUCAACAUAAACUCCUUCAACCUUUUGACGAGGUUGGAGAUUCGCCUUCAGAAGAUGCUAAGCACCGUCGUAUGCUACAUGCAUUGCUGGACCUAAUCUCCCUGGAAGGGAUAUAUCCUUCGCUGUCAUCUGGCGCUGGGAUUCCGCUGCAGCAACGCGUCAUCUCGGUGUUACCUGCCGGUGUUAUUGCGAAGCAGGCUCAAGUGGCUGCCAGCAGUACACCGCACGAUAAGCCUCUUUUGCGUCGCAUAAUCGACGUUUUGCUCGACAUUCUCUUCGACCCGAGACCAGGGCUUCAGCCGAUCAUUCGUGGUCGUAUAUUAAGUGACAUAAUCAGUGGCAUUUGUGACCUGGCUUUCAAUCCAAAUACUCCGGGGCCGUCUCUCCAGGACACAUAUCAGAAAUCGUUGGCCAAGCUAAUUGAUGAUACUCCAACCACUGUCUUGCUGCCUACGAUGUCCACAUUUUUGCAGUCGGAUACUGCACCAUGGUUCAAGGCAACAAUCUCCAGCCAGAUCUCGCACGUUCCGCUACGACCUGGCGGCGUAGUGCAAACCAUCAUGUUCAUUGCAUCGCAGUUUUCCCCAUCGCUAGGCCAGGAGGCGCAGGACCAAUCAAACGGUCCUCGUUUAACUGUUCAGGCCAUCAUGCAAAUAUCACGACUCCUUUCUUCUGUGCCAUCAGAUGUUGACCCAACUGUCUAUUUUGAGACAAUUGCUCCCCAGCUGCUAGCAUUGAUAGACGGUGACGAUCCAGAUCUAAGGAAAACCGCAUCAUACGUCGUCGGAAAUGGCAUUUUGGGGAAACGUGCUUAUGGUGCUCCUGGUACUGUUGGUCACUCCAUCUUUGUGGAGCCAAUAUUCAACGCACUCACCGCGAACCUCGAUGCUAAAUCGAGGCGAUGGAUCACUCGGUUCACCAACAUUGAAGGCUCUAUGCCACCCACCACUGAAGCCAAUCCCGCAUCAAAUGUCUUGGUGGAUAAUGCCACGGUGGACCUGGCUUUAAACAGGCUCAGAUGUCUGACGCUACAGCACCCAAACCCUGGUCUUGUGAAACGAAUUGUGUACCCAAUUCUUCUUCCGCUGUGGGGCUUGGUCUGGUUUUCCAAGGAGGAAGAACAGGCCACACUCCAUGAACAGGUCCUCCCCCUGCUCCAAACGUAUUUUGGUAUCUCUGUUGGUGUGCAGCCCCUGAAAAAGCUGGUUGAUAAUCUUCUUUGGGAUGGGGGAGCGGCGUGGACAUAUGGUAAAGAUUCGGACGACGGAAUCGUGUUGCUGAGGCGGAAUGAGGACACGAAUCAGCAUUCAAAUCUGAUACGGCUGAUCGAUUCCCUUCAAACACGCGCAGAACUUUUCGUCAGUCUCAUUGGCUCGGAUCCUAGCAGCGAGGAACGGACCGGCGAUGUCUUCCUCUAUGUCAGUGAGAACUGGCUGGUGCAGCACCAGGGCCCUCCAACCCCUCGCAACACAUUGAGUGGGGGUCCUGCUGGUGAAAGUGAUAACAUCAUUCAGAAGCUUGUCAGUGCCAAGGUUGCAGAGAAGCUGCUUGAGCACUUCAAAGAAGCACUGACUCGACGCCCGCUCCGAGUUUUAGAGCUCAUCAAGCAAGUCAUUGAUGGGGAGCUACAUAGACUUAUCGCCCAAGAAAAAUCGAUGCAAGGCCAAGUAAAUAGCAAGGUGUCCCUGUCAUCUUUAGCUAAUAUUGUGGAAACGGGGAACAAAGAAGAGGCGCAAUUAGCCAACGACUCCUCCGAGUCUGUUUCAACAGCCUUCAGUCUGAUGUCUACGCUUCUUGCAUCCGCCGACUUCUCUCCCACUGCUGAAAUCCAGCCCCUCCUUGAAUCUCUUAAGAAGGACCUUGAUCAACUCAUUCCUUUGCUCCCUUCUACCCUUUCAAAACCAGCAACGACCUCAUCUAUGCUGCUAGAGAUUCACCUUGCCGCUGCAGACGAGACCACAGUCAAGGCAGCACCGGCUCACGUUCAGGAUCUUGACACACAUCGUCAAGCACUUGCGAAUCUCAACUCAGAUCUCCCGCCUGUGCAGGCCGAGGGCCUAUCGCUGAUUUCCAAACUGAUCAUGAAUUCAUCGCCUGUUAUUGAUGUGGGGUCAACCCUCACACUCCUAUUAUCAGUCAUCACCGACAGUUCCAAGACCGCUGCAAACGAAGAAUACACAUAUCUCGGCGCAAUAAAGAUAGUUGGCACACUGGCAUCACGCCAUCCGCGUACCGUGAUCAAGACCUUGGUUGAGGACUACGCAGACAGACGCGAAAAACGAGCAUUGGACGAAAGACUCAGGAUUGGUGAGUGUCUGUUGCGAACGGUGCAGGAAUUGGGGGACGCGCUGGCUGGUGAGACGGCCAAAAUUCUUGGUGAGACUAUGAUUGCCGUCGCUGGACGGCGCGGCAACAAACAACAUGCACAGGAAGCUCGCAAGAAGCAACUUGCCAAGGAGAAACGGGAACAGGAACGUGCGCAGCGCAAAGAAAAAGAACCGACCAUGCCUGAAGGCUGGUCUGUCUCAUCUGGAGUAGCCAAAGCUGCAUCCGAACUCGACCUCACAGACCUCCAUUCGGAUGACGAAUCCCCAGAGCAAUCAGCAUACGCCACAAAUGUCGUCGCUGCAUGGGCUGCCGGUGCAUCCGCAGAUGAUGCCCCUGAUGACCUUCGCAUCCGGGCAUCGGCCAUUUCCAUCCUUGGAUCGGCUAUCAACGUGAACAUCCUCGGCCUUGGCCCCGUCAUUCUUUCCUCCGCGGUCGAGCUCGCACUUGCUACCUUGACCCUCGAGAGGGAACCGGAGAGUGCCAUCCUCCGCCGAGCGAGUAUCAUCCUGAUUUUGGACAUUCUCAAAGCUCUUGAGGCAGCGCGGGAGACACGCGGAAACCAGGACAUCGGGUUUGGCUUUUCGCUUUUGGACGACUCGUCUUCCAGUUCUGCCGGCCCAUAUGGUUCCAGCAUGCAGGGACAGUCUACCAUUGGCAGUAUCCCUGCUAUUCUACGCACGCUUCGCUUUGUCGAGAGUAGUGAGGAGGAUGGGCUCGCUCGUGGAAAUCUGCGCGCUUUGAUCGAAAGCUUGGAGGCCUGGUCGGAGAAGUCUUUGAUGUGGGGAAUUGGCGCCCAGAACGGUCAAGAUGCCUUCAACCCACAAUUUGGACUGGGCGACAGAAUUGCCGGUCUACAUAUAGAUCCCAUGGCAGGGGAAAUUAGUGGACGUCCACGCAUCGAGGAGAUUGAAUAA
Messenger RNA from Penicillium coprophilum, 3474 nucleotides. RefSeq names its product RTP1/Tango6 family protein. Lineage: Eukaryota; Fungi; Ascomycota; Eurotiomycetes; Eurotiales; Aspergillaceae. The record is from RefSeq and is a predicted model, not a curated record. Gene Ontology annotation, biological process: protein secretion. The transcript has 3 exons. The coding region runs from base 1 to 3474 and encodes 1157 amino acids.